Molecule: messenger RNA, 1108 nt
Organism: Spea bombifrons (plains spadefoot toad)
Lineage: Eukaryota; Metazoa; Chordata; Amphibia; Anura; Pelobatidae
Product: immunoglobulin kappa light chain-like
Exons: 4
Coding region: 1-939 (312 amino acids)
Source: RefSeq, a predicted model, not a curated record
AUGGCAUGGCAAGCUCCCGCGACCUGGAGAAGUGGUGCUCCACCUGGCAAACUCCGGGUCAAACCUGGAGAGUUCUCAGCUCCUAAACCCUCCUUUCAGGCGACUGGAGCACCAGAUGGUCCCAGCUUAGAACAGCCACUUCCAUCCAUCACAACAGCAGGAAGGAACCCUACCCUGACAUGUCUAAUGAAAGGGAGCAAGACAUCUGAUCACGUGGUGUACUGGUACCGUCAGAAGCAAGAUCGACAGAUCCAGUUUCUGGUGAGCUAUAGGGAGAAAAGUCGGCCGGUGUAUGGAAAGGGAAUCACAGAAAGAUUUAUUCCCGAAGUGGAAGAGUCAAGUAAUGCAUUCCAACUGACUAUUGGCAAUGCUGAAAUAAGUGAUGAGGGAGUCUACUACUGUGCAGUAUGGCUUACCAACCAGUAUGUUUUCGGAGGAGGAACAGAGAUCAGAGUGCAAGGCACAGAAGAUACCCACCGACCACAUCUGUCUCUUUUUGGUCCCUCUCUCAAAGAGAUCCAGUUCCACAAUUCUGCUACUAUUCUGUGCCACACUGCUAAUUUUUCCCCCAGUGCGUUACGUGUAAAGUGGCACCUAAACCAGAUAUCCAUACCUCAUGGGACAUUUACCUUCCCAGUCAUUAAGAAUUCCGACAAUACAUUUGAGCAAACUGCUGGGAUUACAAUCCCAGCCAAACUGUGGAAGCAAGGAGCUGAAAUCAUGUGUGUAUCGGAACAUGAAACGGGUGUCCAAAAUGUAAGCGCAAGAACUUCCACUGAAGAGCCAUCAAUACAUGUCCAAGAAGAUGAACCCUCUUUUCCUCUCCAUGCUUUCAUUACCUACGCUGCACUCCUCGCAAUCAAUGGAACGUAUGGAUUUGCGCUCUUCCUCUGCCUGAUCAAGAGAAAGUUAAACCAAAGACAAAGCAAGAGGCUGUGAUAUCUCCAACACGCAGAUCAUCAGCGCUAAUGCUCCUUCUACUCGCAUGGACAAGCAAUAGUUGUGCUUAAUGUGGUAGACAGAUGGCAUCUAUAUUUCCCUGCUUUUAUAUGUGAACGAAUACAUUAUUAAAGAAAAAUAAAUUCUUCGUAAUAAAAUGUAUACUAAA